CGUAUAAAUGAACCGGUGGAGCAUCUGUACCUUGCAUUCCCAAACACAAGUGGACGCGUUCUUGUUUUCGUAGUCGGCGGACUUUGCAAUUAUCAUGUCGUCGCCAAGGUACCCCAUCACCAUUCGUUUAACAGGAGUGAUGGAGAAGGACAAGAAAAAAAUGUACAUCACCUCGGUGCUUUGGUCGGACGAGGAAGAGAUUGUCAUCUACAGGACUGUUGAGGACUUCAAGAAAAUGCAUAAGCUGAUAAAGAAAGCCUUCCCCGGCACAAAGAAAUCAGAAAGAAUCGUGCCUAAGUUUAAAGUCACAAAGAAGGCCAAAGCAGGGCAGAAGAACGGCCCCUCCAAGUCCCUGAACUACCUGAAGCCCUUGCAAAGGUACUGCAAUGAAUUGCUGAGCUGCGAUCCGCAGGUCAACCAGUCGGUGCACCUCAUCCAGUUUCUCCACCCCAAAAACGAGGAGCUGCAGCCAGAGUACUCCAGGAACGGCGUCAUAAUCAAGCCCCCUGAAACCCAAACCCAACAAGAGCAAGUCUUUACCAAGGGCAGCAACGUGACCCAGCCCUUUUCCACGGAGACUUACAGGUGUGUGGCCCCCUACGAGACCAAGGACACCAAGAACAAGCCCUUCAAAGUGGUGGUGGAUGAAAAAGUCGACGUGCUCAUCAAGGACAAAGCAGGCUGGUGGCUUGUGGAGAAUGAAGACAAGUGCAUGGCCUGGUUUCCUGCUCCGUACCUGGAGAGGACGGACGAUGAACCGGAGGAAGACAACAUUGAUGGACUUCCGGAAAGAGGAUUGUUUUACACCGUUACCAAAAGCUACAAAUCCAACAAAGAUGACGAAAUAACAGUGAGCAUCGGUGCCUCGGUGGAGGUCCUGCAGAAGUCCGAAAACGGCUGGUGGCUCAUCAGAUACAAUGGCAAGGCCGGCUACAUCCCCAGCAUGUUCCUGAAGCCCCCAAGCCACAUCCGCAUGGGGGGAGGCCACCACGGGCACAGCAGCCCCAUUCUUCUGUCCCCGACCAAUCUGGCAGUGCAGGCACAGUCCAUGAGCCACUCUCAGGAAACAAUACAAUCGAUCCCCAGCGGGCGUGGCUCACAUAACCCCCGACCCCUGACCAGGCAAUUGUCUAGAUCCCUCGAGGUCCUCAGCCCACCCGUGUCCACUAGUCCCGCCGCCAAGCCGACACCCUCCAUCUCACUUCCCAAGCCGAAACCUGUCCCACCCGCCAAUACAAGACGUGCCCCAUCUCCUGAUCCAAGACACACCCCAUCGCCCGGUGCAGGACACACCUCACUUCCCAAUCCAGGACGCAGCUCACCUACAAAUCGAGGACACGCCUCGCCUUCCAGUCCAGGACGCAGCUCACCUCCCAAUCCAGUACAGAGCUUACCUCCCAACCGAGGACACGUCUCACCUCCCAAUGCAAACUACGUCCCUACGCCCAUCAUCUUGGUGGAGAAUGAGGACAUGAACGAUCUUCCCCUGAGCCUGACCAUGGACAGCGAGGACGACUUCACAAGCGACAGCGACUUCAGCAGCGACGAAUACAAUUCAUCCUCGGCCAGUACAACAAUCAGCCUGAGCAUGAGCACAGACAAUUACCGAAUGCGCCACAGCCGCACCCCUCCGCCACCAUCUAGGAACAUACUGGACCCACAAAGCGCAACAGGGGGCAAAAUGAUGCCCGCCGUCUCUGACCCAAACAUCUUCAAGAGCGUCUCGGCACCCAAGGUGCCGCCCAGGCCGCAGACCGAGGAGAUUCUCAGUCGUUGCACAACCAUCACCCGCAAGAACGUAAACAGAUCUCCCAGCCCGACACCGACUCCCAUACAGACUCGGUAGAAGAAGCCAACAUUGGACAAUUUUGAUCAAACAACUACAAUGCGGAAGAAGUCACACCAACACGUCGACUUCUCAAACAAACUUGUUCAAAUGUAUUUAUCGUAUUAUACUAAAAAGAUGGCUCGCUCCAUUGCAGCUAAGGACCAUCACAGACGCUCAAGUCUUUCCAGUCUUGUCAGGGUAUAUUUUCUGUACUGGAAAACCUUUGUUGUGCUUUAUGCAUUUUCACAUAGAGCUCAUUUAUACCCAAAGGUACUUGGCAUGUGUUACGAAUGCUUGAAAUAGACUGGCUGUGUUGUGGUUUGUUUGCUUGGAACGAAAUAAAAACAUGGUGAUGAAAUGCA
Molecule: messenger RNA, 2190 nt
Organism: Syngnathus acus (greater pipefish)
Lineage: Eukaryota; Metazoa; Chordata; Actinopteri; Syngnathiformes; Syngnathidae
Product: NADPH oxidase organizer 1-like
Exons: 8
Coding region: 95-1846 (583 amino acids)
Biological process (GO): superoxide anion generation
Molecular function (GO): protein binding; superoxide-generating NADPH oxidase activator activity; phosphatidylinositol binding
Source: RefSeq, a predicted model, not a curated record